Molecule: messenger RNA, 1657 nt
Organism: Phaeodactylum tricornutum CCAP 1055/1
Lineage: Eukaryota; Bacillariophyta; Bacillariophyceae; Surirellales; Neidiaceae
Exons: 1
Coding region: 230-1657 (475 amino acids)
Source: RefSeq, a predicted model, not a curated record
CCUUGACAAGCAGAAUUCUACCGUUGUACUUUUCUACAAAUAUUUCCCCCCCUCGCUGUUUCCUCUCCUGAACAAGUAUCUAGACUUUUACGAGAAAAAACUUGCGCAGCACCAAAAAGAAUUAUGUAACAAACUUUAUCUAAAAGGUCGAAUAUUACUCGCCAGCGAAGGUGUCAAUGGCACUCUAUCGGCGAAUUCUUCGGAAAGAGUACGUGAGUACAUAAGCACCAUGGAAAAUUUUGAAAUAAUUGAAGCUUUUGGAAUACCCGAUGAUGAACAUCUUCCAAAUUCUUUUGAAGCAGAAUUCUUGUUUCGAGGUAUCGAUUGGAAAGAGUCGUCUACUGGAAGAGGUAUAUUGGAGCCAUUCCCGGACUUGAAAAUCAGCAUUGUCAAGGAAAUAAUUAGUACUGGAGGCUCGGUCUCUGUGCAAGAUAUUGUGGACCACGGCGGAAAGCAUCUGACGCCACAGCAGUUUCAUGAGACACUAUCCCAAGGUUUCGGCAGCGAUGAUGUGGUGUUGAUUGAUGUACGGAAUACAUUUGAGCACGAUAUUGGACACUUUAUUAAUCCCAGAACAGAGAAGGCUGCCUUGAAUCCACAAAUGGUAACCUUUAGUCACUUCGAUGCAACAUUCUGUGCCAAACAGGCGGAUAACUUCAAGGACAAAAAGGUGCUGAUGUACUGCACUGGAGGUAUUCGAUGUGAAAAGGCUUCGGUCAUGCUCAAGAAGCGGGGUGUAAAGGAUGUCUCCCAACUUCAAGGGGGAAUUCAUCGCUACUUGGAAGAAUUUGGUGACAGAGGAUAUUUCCACGGCCGAAACUUUGUGUUCGAUCAACGCAUUGCAAUUCAACCUUCCGACUGUGGUUCUGAAGUCACUCAAGUUGAAAGAAAAGUCGGAAAGUGCGUCGAGUGCGAGAACCACUACGAUGAGAUCUCAGGAUCUCGCAUUUGCAGUGUUUGUCGAGAUUUGGUUCUUGUCUGUGAGAAAUGUCAGCCAAAUCUGCGUGAGUAUCACUGUCGUAGGCAUGCUGCCUGGAAGAACUGCUAUUUCACGUUUUUGGAUUCAUUUGACGAGUCGGAGCUUCGGUUGCAGGGACAGCUACUCGAAAACCUGCGUGGCAUGUACCUUCCGGCUAGUGUAAACAAAAACGUUCGUAAGACUCUGUCCCGACAGUUUGAAAAGGUCCAGGAUCGGCUAAGGAGCUUGGAAGCAGGUGUCGCAAUAGCCAACAGGAAUGCCCCAAGAAGGUGUCGAACCUGUAUGGAUCCCUUGACAUUGUGCGAUGGAUGCUGUUGGGGAUUUUGGAAAACGCAAAAUGCUAAAAAAGGAUAUACAAAGUUACAGCUGGAUGCCAUCGAGCCCUUGCUUCCCGUGGUCGAGGGAACUCUUGUUGAGCCUGGUCCGCAUUGGAACUCUCUUCGACUAGGCUCCCCUAGAAAUAAGGAUGGAUCGAUUCGUCGUGGUGAGGUGCGGGAAGUAAAGUCGUGGGCUGCUGGUGACAAUGAGCGAGAUUGCGUGGCGGUGCGAUGGGAUAUAGCUUGUUAUUCUAAGCAGAUUCGAAAGAAUGCAAAGCCUGGUCAAUUUCAGAUAUAUCGAUGGGGAAUCGUGGCCAUAGACGGCCAGCGUUUGUAUGAUUUGAAAGCUGUAAGUGUUUAA